AUGUCAGCUUCUGUUGAGCUGGCGCGUGUGUAUUCGGUAUCAGGUGGGACAUCGUCCGCACCUGAGCAGGCGUCGUACAAUUCAACCUCAUUGCCAGAUAUAUUGCGUCGAUCUGGAUCUUCGAAUAAACGGAAGAAACGCAAAGCAGCUAUUGAAAAUGACAAGAUCCUCUCGAAAAUCGAGUUGAUUCAGGACUUCGAAUUCCCUGUGGCCAGUAACAAGAUUCGCUGCACGAAUGAUGGCAUGCACAUCAUGGCUACAGGCAGUUACAAGCCACAGAUACGUGUGUGGGAGUGCGAGCAGCUAAGUCUCAAGUUUGAACGUCACACGGAUGCUGAGAAUGUCGACUUCCUGUCCCUGCAUUUGCAAAGUGAUCGGUCUCUUGAAUUGCAUAAUCAAGGCGGAAUGCACACGCGCGUGCGACUGCCGCGCUUCGGACGGGCUCUGGCAUACCACUAUCCAUCGGCUGAUGCCCUCGUUGGGGCUGUUGGUCAAGAGGUUUAUCGGUUGAAUUUGGAUCAGGGACGCUUCCUUUCGCCGUAUGUGUUAGGUUCUCAAGGAAAUACAGUGCAUGGCUGUAAUGCAGUGGACGUGAAUCCGGCUCACGGGCUUUUGAGCUUUGGCACGGAAGGGAGUGGCAUUGUGGAGUUGUGGGAUCCUCGCAUGCGUCGGCAGGCCGGCUCUCUUAGUAUUGCAACUCGGACGGUCCUGGAUGCGGCUCUGCUUGCUGCUCGUCGGCAGUUGCCUGGCGUUCAGCUGACAGACGACCCAGAGGGCGAGGCGGUGGCUCAGGCAUCCAACUCGCUCUCUGUGACGUCUUUGUCGAGUGCUGCUGAUGGGCUGAAUUUGGCCGUCGGGACGAAUACAGGGCACGUCCUCUUAUACGACCUACGGAUGGAUAAGCCAUACACGACCAAGGAUCAAGGAUUUGGCCUACCUAUCCGGUCUCUGUCUUGGCCAGGCGAUACCAACCACGAUACGCAAACACGCACACGCUCUGAAGCAGAAGGCAAAGUGCUUAGUGCCGAUGCGAAAGUUAUCAAGAUCUGGGAUAAGCAGUCAGGCGACAAUUUGGUGUCCGUGGCACCGGCUGGUGCCUUGACGAACCUGAAUCAGGUGAUCCAGUAUCCAGGCAGUGGACUGUUGAUGGCGGCCGUCGAAGCUACACAGAUGGCUGCUUGGUAUGUCCCUGCGCUAGGUCCAUCGCCUCGCUGGUGCAGCUUUAUCGAUAACAUCACGGACGAAAUUGAAAUGACGGAUAUGGCCAAUGUCGGAGGCAGUGGUGUGAAUGCGUAUGAGGACUUCAAGUUCGUUGAUCAAGCCGAGCUGGAACGUUUGGAACUGACACAUCUCAUUGGUACACCUCUCUUGCGGCCUUACAUGCAUGGUUACUUCCUUGCUCUCAAGCUGUAUGAACGUGCUCGUCUUCUCGCACAUCCCAAGGCCUUUGACGAAGCCAAGCAGCGAGCGAUCCAAGCAAAGUUGGAGCGCGAGGCCGAGAGCCGCGUCCGCAGUGUGCAUCAAGUGUCGAAGCCUGGUCGUCAUGUGCAAGUGAACCGUCCUUUAGCCGAAAAGCUGGCACAAAAUGCUGGAGAUGGCAGCGAAUCACUCUUGCACGAUGACCGAUUCAAAGAGUUGUUCACCAAUCCUGAAUUCCAAGUCGAUGAAUCCAGCCGCGAGUAUGCUCUGUUGCAUCCAAGUGCUUCGCUCCAGGCACGUCCUGCGCUGCGCGAGUCGGAACGCAAGACGGUGCCUGCUCUGGCUGAGGAAAUGGAGAGUGAUGCGGAAUCACUUGAUCCUGACGAGGAAGACAUGGCUGAAUCCGAGUCCGAGUCCGAGUCUGAGCCAGAGCCAGAGCCAGAACUAGAUCAAAGGCACAAAGCUAAAGCGGCGUCUCAUACGGCACCCUCGCAUGUCAAGCCAAAGCAUAUGCCUCGCAUGGUACAUUCAUUCGAGGCUGCUGCCGCUGGCGAGGACCACGACGAACGAACUCUCGGUGAUCGUGCGCGCAGUCAAUCUUCGCGUCCACAAGUAUCAGAUGAUGCACUAUUCGCUGGCACAUCUAUUUCAUGGACGCCGUCCGCUUCCGCACGACCUGAACGCGAAGCUGCAAGAGCGGCCAAGAAGGCCAAGAAGCAGGCUGCAUCCGAGACGUUUGGUAUGGGUCUAUCCAAAGGUGCUGGUGUCGAGCAGGGCUAUGGUGUGGAAGCAUUGUCUGAACAGGCACGCUCUGGGCGCAAGGAACGCCGAAAGCCUACGCGGAGUGCCAGUAAGAAUGCUAUGCGGGCCGCAACGUCUGGUCCAUAG
Messenger RNA from Malassezia globosa CBS 7966, 2307 nucleotides. RefSeq lists its product as uncharacterized. The transcript is spliced from 2 exons. The record is from RefSeq and is a predicted model, not a curated record. Gene Ontology annotation, cellular component: 90S preribosome; nucleus; small-subunit processome. Gene Ontology annotation, biological process: maturation of SSU-rRNA from tricistronic rRNA transcript (SSU-rRNA, 5.8S rRNA, LSU-rRNA). Bases 1 to 2307 code for a protein of 768 amino acids. Lineage: Eukaryota; Fungi; Basidiomycota; Malasseziomycetes; Malasseziales; Malasseziaceae. Gene Ontology annotation, molecular function: protein binding.